CUACCUUUCAACUCUUUCCCUUCCCCAAAUGGCAACUGUUCUCUCGUUGGGUUUUGCUACCAACUUUCCCCACUUCAAGUCUCCCCAACACUCUGUUUUUUUCCAGCCAACUUAUAAUUGCAAAAUCUUCAGAAUCUAUUGCAAUAGAGAAAAAACAACUACCAAUUUAUCCACCAAUCAAGAAUCUGAGCCUCAAAAUGCACUGCUUAAGAUAGCUUGGUAUGGCUCUGAGCUUCUUGGAAUUGCUGCUUCAUUUCUCCGUUCACCAUCUAAUGUUGAAGCACCUGAAAAUGAUCUCAAAGUUGCUACAGAUGGGUCAGGAGUUGUUGAUCGUGCAUUUGUUGUGGAAACUAUCAAAAAAGAUUUUGAAAGAUCAUAUUUUGUCACAGGCAACCUUACCCCCACUGCUUAUGAGGAGGAUUGUGAGUUUGCGGAUCCAGCAGGUUCCUUUAGAGGACUUCCUCGUUUCAAAAGGAAUUGUACAAAUUUUGGAUUGCUUAUCGAGAAAUCAAAUAUGAAGCUCAUGAAGUGGGAGGAUCUUGAGGAUAAGGGAAUCGGACACUGGCGAUUUAGUUGCAUCAUGUCAUUUCCCUGGAAGCCUAUUCUUUCUGCAACUGGAUAUACAGAGUAUUACUUUGAUAUACAAACUGGAAAAGUAUGCAGGCAUGUGGAGCACUGGAACGUUCCCAAAAUGACACUGUUAAAGCAACUUCUGAAGCCUAGCCGAGGACUUUGGCGUCGGAAGGCCAGUGGUUGAAGAAACAGUAGAAGGGUUACCGUAAUAACAUAAUUUCUCAUUGGGUAUUUGAUGAAAUAGGUUAAGUCAAUCAAGAUGCUUUAAGCUUUAAUUAAUGGAGAUCGUGUAGAUAGUUAUUAGUUUUUAAUUUUUGAAAAAAAAAAAAGUGUUUCCCUGUUAUCUGAAAACAAUUUUGAUUUGUAAAAUAUAAUAUAAAACUAAAGAUCAAUCGUUGUAUUUUAAUUCUCAAAUGCAUAUUGAAAUUAGAAGAUUUGUCUUCUGCA
Molecule: messenger RNA, 1020 nt
Organism: Pistacia vera
Lineage: Eukaryota; Viridiplantae; Streptophyta; Magnoliopsida; Sapindales; Anacardiaceae
Exons: 5
Coding region: 29-757 (242 amino acids)
Source: RefSeq, a predicted model, not a curated record